Molecule: messenger RNA, 1422 nt
Organism: Miscanthus lutarioriparius
Lineage: Eukaryota; Viridiplantae; Streptophyta; Magnoliopsida; Poales; Poaceae
Source: the annotation of a GenBank genome assembly
AUGGAGGGAACGGGGAAGGAGAAGAAUGGGGAAGAAAAGCUGAAGAAGGGCAAGGGUGGCGGGAUUCUGACAAACAGGCUUUUCUCAGAGCUCUGCAUCUCGGAGCUCACUGCCAAGGUCAUCAGAGAGAUGAACUACACCCACCUCACCAAGAUUCAAGCUAGAUCAAUACCGCAUCUGAUGGAAGGAAGUGAUGUGAUGGGUUCAGCAAAGACUGGUUCAGGGAAGACCCUUGCUUUCCUUAUACCAGCGAUUGAAUUGCUCCACAGAUCGCACUUCUUGCCGAGGAACGGAACUGGAGUUGUUGUGGUUUGCCCAACAAGGGAGCUUGCCAUUCAGACACACAAUGUUGCCAAGGAAUUAAUGAAGUAUCACUCGCAAACUCUUGGAUAUGUAAUUGGUGGCACUAACAUGAGAAGUGAGGCCAACCAGCCCGCAGAAGGGAUCAAUGUCUUAGUUGCCACACUGGGCAGGCUUCUGGACCAUCUGCGAAGUACCAGUAGUUUCAAAUACAAAGAGCUAAAGGAUAGACAAACUGUUCUUUUUUCUGCUACACAGACUCAAAAGGUUCAAGAUUUUGCGAAUUUUACAUUUGGGAAAAAUGAAGAAAGACAACGUAAACUUGUUUAUGUUGGAGUUGAUGAUUCUGAAUUAAAGCCUACAGUUGAGGGCUUGCAGCAGGGCUACUGUGUCAUUCCAAGCGAGAAAAGGUUUCUUGUUUUGUACACUUUCCUAAGAUUGAAACAGAAGGUGAAGAUCAUGGUGUUCUUUUCAUCAUGUAGCUCAGUCAAAUUCCAUGCAGAACUUCUUAAUUUCCUCGGGAUAGAGUGUUACGAGAUCCAUGGGCAACUGAAGCAGCAGAAACGAACUAGUACGUUCUUCCGAUUCCUGAAGGAAGAAAAGGGCAUCUUAUUAUGCACUAACGUGGCAGCACGUGGGCUUGAUAUUCCUGAUGUGGACUAUAUUCUGCAAUAUGAUCCUCCAGAUGACCCAAAGGAUUACAUUCACAGAGUUGGUCGUACUGCCCGAGGUGAUAAAGGCAAAGGAAGUGCAUUACUGUUCUUACUACCGGAAGAAUUAAAGCUGCUCAUUCACCUGCAGGCAGCCAAAAUUUCUCUGACUGAAUAUGUGUUCAGUGAAAAGCAUGUCCCAAAAUCGCUAUCACAACUUUCUGCGAAGGAAGCCUACAGGUCCUACCUUUUGGCAUACAACUCACACUCUAUGAAAAAUAUUUUUGAUAUCCAUCAGCUUGAUCUCAAGAAAGUAGCAGCAUCAUUCUGUUUUAAGGAGCCUCCUAAAGUGAAUCUGAACCUGGAGAGCAGUGCAUCAAAACAUCGAAAGAUGAGGAAAGGGUACAGUGGACAGAGGCAUGGAAUUGGCCCUUCAAACCCCUAUUGGUAUUCUAAAAGGACAUGGAUAUGA